CCCGUUAACUGUUUUGACAAAAGUAAAUCGUUCAAUUAGUUGUUUAAUAUUUUUUUCGUUAUUUAAUUGUUAAUUUUUUUUUUCGAUUUUAUCCCCAGUUUUUUUGUUUUUAAUCGAGUUUACCGCGUCAGGUGACGUUAAUUUCAUCGUUAUCGUUCGGUUAGUUUUUCAUUUUUUUUUGCUCGGGUCCAUCCGAUUUGACAAGGCGCUAAGCGGAUUCACUGCUGUCACUAACGAUGGAUCAAGAUGAGGAACCGAAACCAGAAAACAAACGUCGGCAGUCCCUUAGUAUCGAUAAAGCAGCGUUUUUAUUGCUCCGGAUUAGACGAGUAUUCAAAAAAAGAAGUCAGAGCCAACAGAUCGAGAAAAGAGAUAAAGUUGGGUCACGUGGACAACAACCACCGCCGCUUCUGCGAUCUAGCACUCUGCCAGCUAUUAUUGUGCCCGGUCUCAGUAUUUUACACGCUCAAAUUGGACCAAACUCCACACAAAACGGUGAAGUUAGCAGUAAAAAAUGCACCAAGUCAUCGACAAACGUAUUCCGCAGUCCUUGCGUUAAGUUUUCGCCACAACCGUCGCCCAACAAGCCCGGCAAGUCUAGUAAAUAUCAAAAUUACAACGACCCUUACCGCCGGAGCAGCGGCGACUUGAAACCCACGCGGUCUAUUUUUUUAAAUGAGGAAGACGAAAAAGACGAGAAGGAAAACAACGUGAACGGCAUUUUGGAAUGGUUCCCAAGGUCGGUAUCCUCGGACAGCAUCGUCGAUUCCACUUAUUGUGUGGACUUGGUGAGAAGGUUACCGUCUCCAUUGUCCAUAAAGGUGAAAGGACGUUUCUGUCCCGGCACUUCGAUAUCGUCGCAGAGAAACAGCGGCGGUUCCGGUUCGGAGGCGCAGUCCAAGCAACAAAGGCAACACAAUCACGCGAAGAGAGAUUCGCAGGUCCCCAACAUCAACAUUCAUUUACACGGUCUAUUCGCGGCCGUAGAACACGGCCAACUGGAAAAAGCAAGAAACAUACUAACCACAUGCGAGGUCCAAGUGAACAGCGUCAACAGCGAUGGCCUGACUCCAUUGGACGUGGCUUUUCUUGGCAACGACCGGGAACUUGUGCGAUUGCUUUUGAGUCAUGGCGCCACAGAAGAAACCAGCAUGAAGAACCUGGAAACCCAUCUGAUGAAUCUACUGGGUGAAGCUGAACGACGUGUAUUGGAACUCAGGUUAUGUGGUAAUCAGGACAACUUACAGACCAAAACUCUGGCCCUGUGGGAGAGGCGGAAAAGAGGAUUGAAAAAAAUGCUCGUUGGGUUCGAACAUGCCAAACCGCCAGAUAAACCGGACAAGAUCAUUGUACAUGUGACGGGAAACGAUACCAUAAAUGUGUCGUGCAUCGAAGCCGACAACCCCGACAGUGCUAUUUGCACUAAAUUCAACAUCGAAUGGAGUACAUCUGAAUCGUUCAAAAACGUCACCGGGUCUAAAUGCCUACCUGCGACCGACGGUAAAUUCACUGUAAGCAACUUGGAACACGGCAAAACCUACUACUUCCGGUGUAGCGCCGGCAACUUGAAAGCGUUCAGUGAUUUUUUAAGCCCGGUCUCCAUUACCACUUCGAGUUGGUGGGACGUUAGCCAAGAUUCCCGUCGCUGUUCAGCCGCAAUGAAAGUCAAGAUGGACGACAUACUCGAUAAAAUGAUCUCCAUACGACCUGACCUGCACCGAUCGUCUUUCCAGGUAGGUGGCGUCGACAGUGCUUCGAGUACGAAAAAAAGGAAGCCGCCCACGUUCAAACAGCUAUUCAGCGGCAACACUAAACUUCAUAAGAAUCUCCGGAGAGGCGUGUACCUUUCCUGUCUUCUGUACCACGAAGACAAAGUCCUGGUGACAAACGAGGACUACUUGCCGGUGGUAGAGAUUGACGACACGUAUCCAAAAGAAAUGCUCAACGAUUUCCAUUGGUUCUAUAAAGUAGCUUUCGCGUGGAAGGAUCUCAAGUGGUUUAAGGAUGACCUAGAAAAGUCGACUAACAGUUCGGUCGGCUUCAGAACGAAACUCAUCCAGGCCGUCACCCAAAUGCAAGACAUAUUAAAUACUCAAGACCUAGGUAAAGUGUACUACAAGCCGAUCCGGGAUUCGGAUGGCACUACUGUGAUAUGUACCGUGAACAAUGUGAGUCAGCCAAAAAACAUCGUUAACCUCAAGUGGACGCCUAUAGCAAAGAUCUUGAAGAAAUCCUCGCGCUCCGACAACCUCACCGACCUGUUGAUUACGUCCAUACAAGACCAAAUCAUGUUCCACCAGACCAGCAAUAAUCGGCUCCAAAAAGGCCUGUACGUCGGUUAUUUACUGAUGAGGAGCUCGGUGGACAUGCUGCACGUUAUGGUGCCCUUGCAGAAUCCAAAUAUGCCGGUAUGCUGUAAAGUCCGGGACAAUCCACACGUCACAGCGGAAGAGUGGUUGUGGCUGAGACAAGGAGCCGGUAGUAGUUUGUGCGAACCCAAAUGUCUUGGAUUCGCGUCUCAAUUCAAAAUGGCUACCAACCGACUGUACUCUUUAGUGCAGAUACCCAAAGACAAGCGUUCAGUGCAACGCGUGUAUACCAGCGAAGUGAUCGAAGUCGAUCAAGACGUAAGCCUCAUCAUGAUCGUACCUCCGGCCGAGGUGGCUUGCGCUGUGGGCGAGGGUAAUCAAUCAGCUCUACACUUGCAUCGCACCGAACUGGUGCCCCUCAGCGUGCAAGUAUUUGAGAUGAUACACUUCGGCACGUACCGCCCGCAAAUGCUUCUGUUGUAUGCCCGUUUGUCCAGUGUCGUGCAGUUAGAUACGGACGACGCUCGAUACUCUAUUAGGCAAGCGUGGAGCUCGUCCGACCUGGAAGCGGCCAAACAGCGACUAGAUACCGUGGAGACCCUAGAGACCAGGCUGAACGCCGCCUGGAAACACUUACGGUGGUUAUUGGACGUGAUGAACUUUGCUCGGGAACGUCUGUUCACCUCUCAAAUGUCUAACGCCAAUUACUCCAAGAGCGCUAGCAACAGCCAACUAGAAAUGAAAUCGGUUAAGAGCAACUCGCUUUUGCAGUUACCCGACACCAAACUAGUUAAAUCCCGUGGCAGCUGGCCCGGUCCAGGACUGAACUCUAUGCGAACAUUGGAGUCUGUAUGUCCAGAAAUAAGCCGUAGCGAUCAAUACUUGUCACCGUGUUCACACGAACGAAGUUUCGGGUUGGCCAGCAAACAGAGUUGUUCCUCUGAAACUAGCGGCGACAGCAAAGAUGACCCGGACUUUGCCGAAGAACAGAUCUCAGAUCCGGCGGAUUCGCCACAAAAGUCUACGCAAAACCACGGGUCUAAAGAAAUUCCGGCUGUGAUUAAAGUUGAUGACCCAGAGUACGUGGACACGACUAUGAAAAACGAAGGGCUAGUUCCCGUUCCGGCUCCCGGAAUCAUAGAGGUAUAUGCGGCCUAUGACACUGGCUUACCACAUCCCACCAGCUUGAUGUUGCACAUAAGUCCUACCACGUCGGCCCGAGAGGUGGUGCAGUUGUUCCUCCAACAGCUGAACAUGUCCGUCUUGGUCAAAGGAAAGACCGGUCCCAUAUACCCUAGCACCGAGUUCGGUAACUUCUGCCUGGUAUCGGUGACCGGUGCUCGAGAGCGUUGCCUACGAGACGACUUCAAACCACUACAGUUAACUGAACCAUGGCGCAAUGGCCGCAUGUAUGUUCGCCAUAAACAGGACGUGCUGGCUGCUUUGGAAUUGCAUUCGUCUAUACAGACCAAACAUUGAACUCAUUAAUAUUGUCCCCUAUUAAACAUAAUUAUGUAUAAAAACAAUAAUUAUUGUACUUAUAAGUAAUACGAGUAUAAUGUUAACAUAAUAUACAAUAUUAUAUAGGUAGGUAUAUAUAAAAUUUGUUUAAAUUAUAGUGAGGUGUUACAAAUAACCCUCUACCGUGUGUUAAAUAAUUAAUUGUAUUGUAAAAUAUAAAAAUGAUAGGUAUAUUAAUGUAUUUGAUAACUUAACCUAACUGAACGACGUUGAAAGUAUUGAUUCUGUUUUUAUU
This is a messenger RNA of Adelges cooleyi (spruce gall adelgid), 4065 nucleotides long. It is a transcript of the gene wake, whose product is annotated as ankyrin repeat and fibronectin type-III domain-containing protein 1. NCBI's taxonomy places the organism in Eukaryota, Metazoa, Arthropoda, Insecta, Hemiptera, Adelgidae. The record is from RefSeq and is a predicted model, not a curated record. Gene Ontology annotation, biological process: signal transduction; regulation of establishment of bipolar cell polarity; establishment of mitotic spindle orientation. Gene Ontology annotation, molecular function: protein binding. Gene Ontology annotation, cellular component: spindle. Bases 237 to 3788 code for a protein of 1183 amino acids. The transcript is spliced from 20 exons.